UGUCGCGAAUGUGCUUUUUGCUCGCGCCUGGAGAUUGCAGUAUCUGUGAAGCGUCUUUUACCUCAAGAAACAUCAAAAUCACCAAGAAACUGACGGAUUCCGUCUCUAAUCUCUGCGCAGUUUGCUCAUGCGGUAUUAAAGGCGUCUGAAAAUGUCGUUUCAUGUUGGUCGUGGAGCUCCGAGGGGAAGACCAGCAGCUCCAGGGCAGAUGUACCACCCCAGUCCUCCGCGGUAUCACUACGAUCCUCCGGCCGGCCCUGCUCCUGUAUAUAACCAUCCUGGCUGCAGCGGUUACAUGCCGCCACCUCCUCCUCCUCCUGACCUCAUGCCUUUUCACUUUCCUGCACCGUUACAAGGCCCUAACGCCCUGCCCCAGUGCCCCGUACGACCUCCAGUGUUCCCAGAGCGCCCGCCUUUUCUUCCACCCGCUCCUCACGGCUCUGACUGCUCUGCUCAGCUCCCGCCUCAGAGCUCCUACUCCUACAUGAUGCCCCCGGUUACCUCGCUGCCCCUGACACGGAUGCCACCCCCACCGCUGCCCUCUAUGUCCUAUCCGCCCUCAUAUCCAAUGAGCUACCCUCCCCAACCACAGGUCCCUCCUCCGCCCAGUUUCAGUCACUCUUAUGCUCCGCCUGGGGGCUCGUUCAAACCCGACCUUCCUCCGCAGUACAAGCCGGACAGUUGCGCCCGCUCGCCUGAGAGGCUCCGUCACCAUGACGGCCACCGGCACAGGGGCCAUGGCUACGGAGCAUACGGAGGCAGAGAGAGAGAGAGAGACAGAGGACGCAGUCCUGAGCGCAGACGGUCAGAUAGCCCGCGGUACAAAGGAGACUACGACAGGGGCCGUGUUGCACAGAGACAUCGCAGCAGAGAGCACUAUCGCCAUAGAGAUGAGCGAUGCUCUCCCCCCUCGGACAGACACAGAAAACACGCUCGCACCCGCUCGAGCAGUCGAGAGAGAAAACGCCGGCGCGUGGAGGUGGAGAAAGAGAGGAGAACAGAUGCAGGCACGAGCAGCAGAGAGAAAUCUGUGAGCAGCAGAAGAGACGCAGAUGAGAUGUCCAGUGAACGUCACGUGGAGGAGAAAGGAGAGGAGGAUUCACUGAAACCCGCCUGGAUCCGCUGCACGCACGCUGAGAGCUACUACUCCAAUGAUCCAAUGGAUCAAGUGGGUGACUCUACGGUUGUGGGUACGAGUAAGCUGAGAGAUCUGUAUGAGAGGUUUGAAGAAGAGCUCGGCCGGAGACAGGAACGCACUAAAUCCAGUCGACCUAAAUGGCAGCCACCCAAAACCAAACUGGACCAGGAUGAAGAUGAGAGCUCCAGUGAAUCAGAGUGUGAGUCUGAUGAAGGUGGCAGCAGUUGUUCGAGCAGUUCAGACUCUGAGGUGUUUGACGUCAUCGCUGAGAUCAAGAGGAAGAAAGCUCAUCCUGAUCGUCUACAUGAGGAGUUGUGGUAUAAUGAUCCGGGACAGAUGAAUGAUGGUCCCUUGUGUAAGUGCAGUGCUAAAGCCAGACGUACUGGAAUCCGUCACAGUAUUUAUCCUGGUGAAGAGCCGGUGAACACGUGUCGACCGAUGAACAACAACGCUGGCAAACUGUUUCACUACAGAAUCACUGUGUCCCCGCCCACCAACUUCCUGACGGACAGACCCACAGUGAUUGAAUAUGAUGAUCAUGAGUAUCUGUUUGAGGGGUUCUCACUCUUCUCUCACACACCUCUCACUAAUAUUCCUCUGUGUCAAGUUAUUCGUUUCAACAUUGACUACACCAUUCACUUCAUCGAGGAGAUGUCACCUGAGAACUACUGUGUCAAGGGUCUGGAGCUUUUCUCCUCGUAUCUCUUCAGAGACAUUCUAGAGCUCUACGACUGGAACCUAACAGGUCCUGAAGAUGAAGCACCUCAAGGUUGUCAGAGAUUUCAUUUCAUGCCGCGCUUUGUUCGCUUCCUCCCAGAUGGAGGUAAGGAGGUGCUGUCCAUGCAUCAGGUGUUGUUGUACAUGCUGCACAGCAGUAAGCCGCUGGUUCCCGCUGAAGAGAUCGCAAACAUGUUACAGUGGGAGGAGCUGGAGUGGCAGAAGUACGCUGAAGAGUGCAAGGGCAUGAUCGUCACCAACCCUGGCAUGAAACCAAGUUCAGUGAGGAUCGAUCAGUUAGAUCGGGAGCAGUUCAACUCCAGCGUCAUCACUUUCCCCAUCAUCGUUCAUUUCGGCAUCCGGCCGGCUCAGCUCAGUUACGCUGGAGACCCGCAGUAUCAAAAGUUGUGGAAGAGUUACGUGAAGCUGCGUCACCUGCUGGCCAACAGCCCGAAGGUGAAACAGAUUGAUAAACAGAAGUUAACACAACGAGAGGAAGCUCUGCAGAAGAUCCGUCAGAAGAACACAAUGAGACGAGAGGUGACUGUGGAGCUCAGCAGUCAGAGCUUCUGGAGAACUGGUGUCCGCUCUGAUAUCUGCCAGCACGCUAUGAUGCUGCCGGUUCUCACUCAUCACAUCCGCUAUCAUCGGUGUCUGAUGCAUCUGGACGAUCUGAUCGGUUACAGGUUUAAAGAGCGCUGUCUGCUGCAGUUGGCAAUGACUCACCCCAGUCAUCAUCUGAAUUUCGGGAUGAACCCCGAUCACGCUCGUAACUCUCUGUCCAACUGCGGCAUACGGCAGCCCAAGUACGGCGACCGGAAAGUGCAUCACAUGUACAUGAGGAAGAAGGGAAUUAACACCUUAAUCAACAUCAUGUCACGUCUGGGCCAGGAUGACCCGUCGCCCUCCAGAAUCAAUCAUAAUGAGCGGCUGGAGUUUCUGGGUGAUGCAGUCGUUGAGUUUCUCACCAGCGUGCAUCUCUUCUAUCUCUUUCCGAACCUGGAGGAGGGCGGACUCGCCACAUACCGCACAGCAAUCGUUCAGAAUCAGCAUCUCGCUAUGCUUGCUAAGAAACUGGAGCUGGAUCGGUUCAUGUUAUAUGCUCACGGGCCGGAUCUGUGUCGAGAGUCAGACCUCAGACACGCCAUGGCCAACUGUUUUGAAGCUCUGAUUGGUGCUGUUUAUCUAGAAGGAGGUUUAAAAGAAGCCAAGCUGCUGUUUGGUCGACUGUUGUUCAACACUGAGGACCUGAGGGAGGUUUGGCUCAACUUCCCACCUCAUCCUUUACAGGUUCAGGAGCCCUUGACAGACAGACAGUUGAUCGAGUCGUCUCCAGUCUUGCAGAAACUCACGGGUUUUGAGGAGGCUAUUGGAGUUUUGUUCACUCAUGUGCGUCUCCUCGCUCGAGCGUUUACUCUGAGAACCGUGGGCUUCAAUCAUCUCACACUGGGGCACAACCAGCGGAUGGAGUUUCUGGGAGAUUCUAUCAUGCAGCUGGUGGCGACGGAGUAUCUGUUCAUCCACUUCCCUGAUCAUCAUGAAGGACAUCUCACUCUUCUGCGCAGCUCCUUGGUGAAUAAUCGCACACAGGCGAAGGUUGCAGAAGAGUUGGGCAUGCAGGAACACGCCAUCACCAAUGACAAAACCAAACGCCCUGUUGCCCUGAGGACCAAGACUCUGGCCGAUCUGCUCGAGUGGGGCAGUCGAGUCGGACUCAUGAUCAGAAGGUUGCCGGUUCGAUGCCAGGGCUGGCGGGUAACGACUGAGGAGCCCUUGAGCAAGGCACCUAACCCUCACUUGCUCCCCGGGCGCUGCAGUGAUAGCUGCCCACUGCUCCGGGUGUACGUGUGGUCACCACUUGCUGUGCGUGUGUUCACUACUCUCUGGAUGGGUUAAAUGCAGAGGUCACAUUUCGUUGCCUUGUACUUGUACAUGUGCAAUGACAAUAAAGUUGAAUCUAAAUGUGCGUUCUGUGCCGCAAUGUCCAAAGAAUGAAGAAUUACUACAUUAUUUUACAACUUACGAGGAGUAAUAUACAAUUGUAUUAACGUGACAGCAAUAUGGCCUGUAAAUGUGACCUCUGGAGGACACAACAUCUGAAACGAGCUGCUGAUUGAGUUAUAUUUGCAAACAACAAAACCACUGCAAACCUAUAAAUGAUCAGAUAAACGUACAGUGUAAGAGUUGAUGCUGUCCACUACACUCCUGUGAGUGUCUGACCACUCCUGUGAGCGUGGAGUUUGAGGAGGGGCGGGGAAAACACUCUCCAAUAGUUUGAAUUUGGACUGCGAUACCAAGCUCAACCGCUAGGUGUCAAUGUUACAUAUUUGAUAUUUAAUGUGUGGUAUGGCAAACUGGAGCGGUUAAGGUGACUGGAUGAUCAUGAGUUGUUAUUAUUUGUGAAUAUCUGGCCUAUCAGAAUCCGUUUUUUCAGCGAUUUUAAAUUUACAGCCAUCACAUGUUCUUCAUGCUUGUGUUCUGUAAUAUAAUCCCAUUCUUCUCACUUUUAGUUCUUGCUCUGUUUAUUUUUCCCAGCAUUCAUUGCAGCUCUGUACAUAGAUAAAGACCUGGAGUACGUGC
Molecule: messenger RNA, 4435 nt
Organism: Triplophysa rosa
Lineage: Eukaryota; Metazoa; Chordata; Actinopteri; Cypriniformes; Nemacheilidae
Gene: drosha
Product: drosha ribonuclease III
Exons: 27
Coding region: 152-3751 (1199 amino acids)
Biological process (GO): primary miRNA processing; rRNA processing; pre-miRNA processing
Cellular component (GO): nucleus
Molecular function (GO): double-stranded RNA binding; ribonuclease III activity
Source: RefSeq, a predicted model, not a curated record